GGACCAUGGGCUGUAGCUGCAGCUCAAACCCUGAAGAUGAUUGGAUGGAAAACAUCGAUGUAUGUGAGAACUGCCAUUACCCCAUAGUCCCACUGGAUGGCAAGGCCACGCUGCCAAUGCGGAAUGGCUCUGAGGUUCGGGAUCCACUGGUCACCUAUGAGGGCUCCAACCCCCCAGCUUCUCCACUGCAAGAUAACCUGGUUAUCGCCCUGCACAGCUAUGAGCCCUCUCACGAUGGAGACCUGGGGUUCGAGAAGGGUGAACAGCUCCGUAUCCUGGAGCAGAACGGUGAGUGGUGGAAGGCGCAGUCCCUGACCACCGGCCAGGAAGGUUUCAUCCCUUUCAACUUCGUGGCCAAAGCGAACAGCCUGGAGCCCGAACCCUGGUUCUUCAAGAACCUGAGCCGCAAGGAUGCGGAACGACAGCUCCUGGCUCCGGGGAACACGCACGGCUCCUUCCUGAUCCGGGAGAGCGAGAGCACCGCUGGAUCGUUUUCCCUGUCCGUCCGGGACUUCGAUCAGAACCAGGGAGAGGUGGUGAAACAUUACAAGAUUCGUAACUUGGACAAAGGAGGCUUCUACAUCUCCCCACGCAUCACUUUUCCCGGCCUGCACGAGCUGGUCCACCAUUACAGCAAUAAUUCAGACGGGCUAUGCACACGGUUGAGCCGCCCCUGCCAGACCCAGAAGCCCCAGAAGCCAUGGUGGGAGGACGAGUGGGAGGUUCCCAGGGAGACGCUGAAGCUGGUGGAGCGGCUGGGGGCUGGCCAGUUCGGGGAGGUGUGGAUGGGGUACUACAACGGGCACACGAAGGUGGCAGUGAAGAGCCUGAAGCAGGGCAGCAUGUCCCCUGACGCCUUCCUGGCCGAGGCCAACCUCAUGAAGCAGUUGCAACACCAGCGACUGGUCCGGCUCUACGCGGUGGUCACCCAGGAGCCCAUCUACAUCAUCACGGAAUACAUGGAGAAUGGGAGCUUGGUGGAUUUUCUGAAGACCUCUGCAGGCCUCAAGCUGACCAUCAACAAACUCUUGGAUAUGGCAGCCCAAAUUGCAGAGGGCAUGGCAUUCAUCGAAGAGCGCAAUUAUAUUCACCGUGACCUGAGGGCCGCCAACAUCCUAGUGUCUGACACCCUGAGCUGCAAGAUCGCAGAUUUUGGCCUGGCACGCCUCAUUGAGGACAACGAGUACACAGCCAGAGAGGGGGCCAAGUUUCCAAUUAAGUGGACAGCACCAGAAGCCAUUAACUAUGGGACCUUCACCAUCAAGUCGGACGUGUGGUCUUUCGGGAUCCUGCUGACGGAGAUUGUCACCCAUGGCCGCAUCCCUUACCCAGGGAUGACCAAUCCUGAGGUGAUUCAGAACCUGGAGCGAGGCUACCGCAUGGUACGACCUGACAACUGUCCAGAGGAGCUGUACCACCUCAUGAUGCUGUGCUGGAAGGAGCGCCCAGAGGACCGGCCCACCUUUGACUACUUGCGCAGCGUGCUGGAGGACUUCUUCACGGCCACGGAGGGCCAGUACCAGCCCCAGCCCUGA
This is a messenger RNA of Pteronotus mesoamericanus, 1535 nucleotides long. RefSeq names its product LCK proto-oncogene, Src family tyrosine kinase (gene LCK). Gene Ontology annotation, biological process: B cell receptor signaling pathway; innate immune response; protein phosphorylation. Lineage: Eukaryota; Metazoa; Chordata; Mammalia; Chiroptera; Mormoopidae. Gene Ontology annotation, molecular function: ATP binding; non-membrane spanning protein tyrosine kinase activity; signaling receptor binding. The transcript has 12 exons. Gene Ontology annotation, cellular component: extrinsic component of cytoplasmic side of plasma membrane. The record is from RefSeq and is a predicted model, not a curated record. The coding region runs from base 6 to 1535 and encodes 509 amino acids.